AUGGAACCGGCACCAGUCGGUUACGGUGACUGCGUCAUAAACCUCCGGAGUUUUAACGGAGGAGGGGUGCUUCGUCACGGGAGCAGGGCCAAGGCGGGAUGCAGCUUGCACGACAAGCUACUGUGGAGACCACGGGGAUGGUCGACUACACGUGACAAGAGUCAACCAACAGAGUGUGAAAAGGGCAGGGACCUUUUUCUUGCGUCGGGGACAAACUUAAUCUUGUAUUUUUACUUUUCCGUGGGAAAGCUGCUCUUCGGUCACGAACCUACGAAACUCCGCCGCGGGCCACAUCACAACCAUGGGUGGUUGGCUUUGUUCUAUACAGAACAGAGCCUGAAAGCAAACGAACGAGAGCUGUGCUGCGACGUUUUGUUGAGCAAUGGGAUUGAUCUUUGGAGUGCAUUCCGUGCACGGCGUGAGCCGCCACUGCGGGUACUGGAACGGAGUGAUCCGAGCGGAGAAGCGUAUCGAGAGAAACCACGUUGUGUUGUGGUCAUGGGGACUGCGAGUCCCCCUCCGAACUUGAAAGAGACAGGAUUUGCAUCCUGUUCUUGCUGUUUCCACCCGGACUGUGUUCCCUUGCACGAGCAUCGCUUGUGCAGCCGGUGGUACUUUGUGCGAUGGGCCUCAUCGUCCUUGGCUGUUCCGUUCGACAUGGUCCUGGAACUGCGCGCCCGUUUAGGCAAGCGACUCUUUUCCGUCCAACCCGUGUGGAAAACGGGUGUUUACGAGGCUCUUGUGAGGGUAGAGCCUGCUGGGUAUGGUGUCGAGGAUGUCACCUCCCUUCUCUUCCCCAUGUCGGGCAGCUCCUUCUUUGAUGGCGAGAGAAGCACGGUGUGCUGUUUGCGGUGUUGCUGGGAUUCCGUGAGGGAGAGUGUCCCACGCUGGUUGUCCUCCUCGGGAGCUGUUGGCGAUGAUGGUACGCUGGGGGAGACAGAGUUGGGGAAACUCUUGAUCGAUGAGAUCCGACAGGCCGCGCAGGGGAGCGGACACACAUAG
Messenger RNA from Purpureocillium lilacinum, 1002 nucleotides. NCBI's taxonomy places the organism in Eukaryota, Fungi, Ascomycota, Sordariomycetes, Hypocreales, Ophiocordycipitaceae. The record is from RefSeq and is a predicted model, not a curated record.